Messenger RNA from Parnassius mnemosyne (clouded apollo), 1329 nucleotides. The record is from the annotation of a GenBank genome assembly. Lineage: Eukaryota; Metazoa; Arthropoda; Insecta; Lepidoptera; Papilionidae.
AUGAAUGGAAGGACAGCCUACAACAUGCACAGCAGGAAGAUUCGGACAUUAAGCCGAUUCUGGACGGCCAGUGCUCCUAAGCCCAAGUGGAGCGACGUCUCAGCUAUGAGUUCGACCACGAAAAGCUAUUGGGCCCAAUGGGACAGCUUGCUGAUUCAGGAUGGAGUCCUGUGCCGUAAAUGGGAAAAUGGUCGGGGAGACAGGUGUCAUUUGCAAAUGGUUGUCCCUAAGGCUAAAGUGCCGGAUGUUCUACAGCUGUACCAUAGUGGUUGUUCAGGAGGCCACCUGGGAGUUAAACGAACUCUCCUGAAGAUCCGAGAACGGUUUUACUGGGUCCACUGUCGUGACGAUGUCGAGGACUGGUGUCGCAAAUGUACAAGUUGUGCGGCUGUAAAGGGACCUCAAAUUCGUAGUAGAGGCGCAUUGAAAUUGUACAAUGUUGGUGCACCAUGGGAGAGGAUAGCCAUUGACGUUGCGGGGCCGUUUCCAGAAACUGAAAGUGGUAACAAGUAUUUCAUGGUAGUGAUGGAUUACUUCACUAAGUGGCCAGAAGUCUUCGCCAUUCCAAAUCAAGAAGUUUCAACAGUUGCAGAUAAACUAGUUCAUGAAGUCUUCUGUCGUUUCGGAGUACCUUUAGAGAUUCACAGCGAUCAAGGAAGGAAUUUUGAGUCUCAAAUAUUCCAGGAAACUUGCCGAGUUAUGGGUACUCAGAAAACACGAACAACUUCUUACCACCCACAAUCUGAUGGAAUGGUAGAAAGAUUUAAUCAGACAUUGGAGAGGUACCUAGCAAAAGUUGUGGAAAAACGGCAACGAGACUGGGACAGGCAUAUACAACCGUUUUUGUUGUCAUAUCGAAGCGCUGUUCACGAAAGUACAUCAGUGACACCAGCUUUCGCAAACUUUGGGAGAGAAUUGCGGCUGACUGCAGACCUAAUCACCGGAAUACCACCUGAUUCCCCACGCAGUAUAACCGAUUAUGCAAAUGACUUGCGGAACAAAAUGAAUGACAUUUAUAAGCACGUCAGACAGACGGGCCAGCAAACGUCUGAGAAGAUGAAAACACGGUAUGACCGCAAAAUGAACAACAAGGGGUUUGAUGAAGGUUCACUAGUGUGGUUACACAAUCCAGUUCGCAGCAAAGGGAAAUCUCCUAAGCUUCAAGCUAAAUGGGAUGGACCGUACCGGAUUGUGACAAGGAUCAAUGAUGUAACCUACCGGAUACAGAAAGGUGCCAGAGGUACUCCUAAGAUUGUCCAUGUGGAUCGACCAUGGAUCGACUGGCGCGUUAUUAUGGGGCCAAUAAUGCUCGGGACGAGCAUGUCUUAG